Molecule: messenger RNA, 5287 nt
Organism: Spodoptera frugiperda (fall armyworm)
Lineage: Eukaryota; Metazoa; Arthropoda; Insecta; Lepidoptera; Noctuidae
Product: CLIP domain-containing serine protease C9-like
Exons: 10
Coding region: 8-1249 (413 amino acids)
Biological process (GO): proteolysis
Molecular function (GO): serine-type endopeptidase activity
Source: RefSeq, a predicted model, not a curated record
GUUAAAUAUGAAAUUCAAAUGUAUAAAAUUAAGUGCUAAUCGUCAUUCGCGAAUCAGUAUCCGUGUUGUACACACGUUCGCGAAGAUGUAUAAAUAUAUAGUAAUAUGUUUGUGUGUCUGUCUCAGUGGCGUUCUAGGUGACCUCAAUAAGGAAGAAGGCGCGCCGUGCGAGUGGGAUGGAGUCAAAGGCCAGUGUGUGAAAGAGACAAGAUGCCUGACAACUUUGGAUACCCGUGGAGACAAACAUUUAGUAUGUUCAAAGAAAGGCGAUGUGAAUAUAAUUUGCUGUACCGACUGUUCCCUGGUCAAUGACACAAGGAACGUGGUGAUGAGCCCAAGAACUGGUUUCUUCUGGAAGGAUGGAACUAAGGCCAGAGAUGCUUGCCUUACGUACCUCGACACCUUACCGUACCGGUGCCGCGAAGGUGGCUUCUACUCUGGCAUCGGAAAAAUGUAUGAUGAGAAGAAGAAAUGCCAUGAAAUCAGUCUAUGGGGAAUAGGGGGAGCCCCCCCAGUAGGAUACGAACCUGGAGCUGAAUUUCCCCAUCAGGCGUUGCUAGGCUAUGGAGAUAGUUUGGACAGCGUCUCCUGGAUGGCGGGCGGCUCCAUCAUCAGCGACAGAUACAUCCUCACCGCAGCCCAUGUGAACAGCUUCCCACGCGAGAAAAAGCUUAAAUUUGUUGCUUUGGGAGUGAAGAAGUUGUCGGACCCUCCCUCCUCUUGGCAAGUUCAUAGAGUGAAGAGGUUCAUCGCUCACCCCGAUUACAAGGCUCCCAGCAAAUAUCAUGACAUCGGCUUGAUAGAAACUGAAGAUCAAAUUACUUUCAACAAGAAUGUGCUACCAGCGUGCCUCCAUGUGACGGCUGUUGACGAAAACACCGCUAUUGCAACAACUUGGAGGGACCUGAAGAAGGAAUACAGCCAAUUUGCAGACUCCAUUCAAACGAUAAAUUUGGAGCAGUUCUCUGAAGAAGAAUGCAAGGCAGCGUAUUCAGCUCAUAGGCAUUUGCGUGAAGGAAUAGAUUACAGGACCCAAAUGUGCUAUGGAAGUAAAACGCAUUCGCCUGAAGCAUGCAAGGGCCUAUCCGGUGAACCGCUAUUGGUGAACACACAGCUAUCAGGCUGUAUCUACGCUAUAAUAGGAGUUACCUCAUUCGGAUCUGCUCGAUGCGAUAGUGCCUCAUUACCUGAUGUCUUCACCAGGGUAGCUUACUAUAAACCCUGGAUUGAGGAGCAGGUCUGGGGUUAGAAAAAAUAAGAAGAAAGAAAAUAUCGACUGAAGAUUCUCCAUGAACCAAGUCAAGACAUUUAAUGGUUAUUUAACCCAGUCCUUAGUAAACAGCCCCGGAUCUACAUUUUUUUUCACCCGGGGCAAAAUUUAAGAAAUGCCGCCCCCAACUACUUUUUUUUUUUUUCAUUAGGAUUUUGUCCUGUGUCGUGGGUGCGUUUACAAACAUACAAGUUCACAUGCACACAGACCCGAAACAACAAUUUGUGGAUCACACAAAGAGUUGCUCCGUGCGGGAAUCGAACCCGGUACCCGUUGCACGGUAGCCAGUUGCCCAGUCACCGCACCAACCGUGCAGUCAAAUCGUGUUUAUUUUCACCUUUUUCACCCAUAUAAUUGCAACAAUCAGAUGUCCACAAAUUGUUUGAAAUUUGGACAAAGCCUACAUACUAACCUACCUUCCGGAAAUAAUGCAUCCAUUAUUGUUCAUUCUGUGUUGUGUAUUAUUUACAGAUAAAUAGACCUAAACCUAGGAUAUAUAUGUAUUUAACAGGGUAGGGUUUAAAAUAAAAAUAUGCAUUAUAAAAUUAAAAAUAUAUUAUAUACUAAAUUUGUUAACAGAAAUUACAAUGUUACUCUUCUAGGUUUUUGUUCAGCAAAUAAGUCUAUAGCCUUGUCGUAAUUUAUCUCGUGUGCAAUACGAUUUUCUAUGGCUAAGAUUGCAAGACCCGAUAAGCGUUCCUGGCUUGAAAUUUGGACAAAGCCUACAUACUAACCUACCUUCCGGAAAUAAUACAUCCACACAGGCCUACAUUUUCUUUUUCACGAAAAAGUGUUUCAAGUUUAAUAGGUCUCCUAUAGUAAAUGGGGUGUGCUGAUCACGAAUCUGUGCUUAGUUUUUUUCUAGCAAGUCAGGUUUUUAGGAAAAGUGUGAAUAAAAUUUUUCAUAGAAACUGCCAAAAAAAUCUUAGAAAAUAUUUAUUAAAGAUAUAUUUAAAAGAAAAUUACACUGCAAAAUUGAGCUGCUCAUAAAAAAAAUAACCUACGUUAGACAGACGUUGGUUUUUUUUAAUGAAAUCGUUCUCUUUUUCCCUGAAAACUGCGCCCUGUUCAAGGCCCAGCAGUAAUCAGGCAUCAUUCUAAUAUCCCAACUUCCUUGGUAACGUCUCUCCAUCUCCUAUAUGUUUUGAUGGAACCCCUCUCCCUGUUCCUCGCUGACAACUCCAAGAUUUUCGGGAAAAUAGUCAACAUGGGAAUUCAGAAAAUGAAGUUUAACGCUCAUAUUGCAUCCCAGUUUUUUAUAAUUUUGGAGCAUCUUAGCUACAAUUUCUUUGUACUUAAUUUGGAGACUUAUUAUUUCCAAGGAAAUCUUCUAUGACUUCUACGAAUGAACUCCAUACUUCAGAUUCGUCCUGGGUCAUUGUAUUCUAGAACAAUCUAUCCGAUUUUAAAUUUCGAAUUUGAGGGCCUACAAAAGUUCUUCUUUAAGUUGAGCUUAAGAAAGUGCAGGAAAUUUGUCGCAUAUGUAUUAGCAGUCACCUUGUUUAUUUUAAGCUUUGACAAAACUGCUACAUCAAUCCUAACUUUAUGUGAAGGGGAGGUGAAAGAACUGAUUUUGGGUUGGUGCACAUUUUUUUGUCCCAGUACAAGUCUUUCUCUGAAAGGCCAUUCUUUCUUAAUGUAAUGUAAAUUUCGUGCUCGACUGUCCCACUCGCACAAAAAUCAUGGAUACUUUGUAAAUCCAGACUGCUGACCCAAAAGCAUAGAUAUUAUUUUGAGGUCUCCACAGAGUUGCCAACAAUAUUCGCUAUACUUUAUUUUAUUUAGCAACAGCUCAAGACUCUCGUUCGUUUCUUUGAGAUGCACGGAGUGAGCAACAGGCACCGAACCAUAGGUAUUACCAUUGUACAACAAGACACCCUUCAGACUUCUCUUAGAAGAAUCAAUAAAUAACCUCCAUAAUGUGGAAUCGUAAUUAUCAGCUCCCAGUUUCAUUACUACUUCCUGGUCCAUGAGGUACAGGUCGUUUAGCAGACGGUAAAUUAGGAUACUGAAUUGUAUGUUUGUUUUUCGAAUGGACACCCUUUACAUCACAAGAGCAAAAGUAACAAUCGACGAGUGCUAAAUAGUAAAUAUACAAACUACUCACAUUUUUAAAACAAAACACUGUCGUGGGGACAAAUCGACGAGGAAGUUUUCGAACAUAGCUUCAUCUCACGGUAAUCAAACGCGUGCUGCCCCGAUCUGCGAUUCCUGCAGGCGAGCAAGAGCCGGGCGCGUAUUUCUAAUCGACUUUAUAUACUUUUUUUUUCUGAUGUCGGGUGGAAACCUUUAAAAGGCGCCUAGCUUUUUGGGGAGAAAGACUAGGGAGUGUGGGAUUUUUACCUCACUAAAACCACCCCGGUGGCCACCUUCAGCACCGAUAAUGGGCACCCAGACCUCUAACUAGACCUGCUCCGGAGCCCCUAUGGUGCAACGCCUGUUACGGCACAUCCCUAGGGAGACAUGUACCUCCCAUUAGCCUCAUUGUGCAAGUUGCACGGCAGCACGUGACCACUGUGCCACCGUCUUCCCUGAGGUCGCUAGAUGGGCACCUAGAGUCCCCACUCUAGGUACCCGCGACCCCAAAGGUCUACCUGCAGUUGACGCAGGCGGGAUUAGGCGUCAAGACUGUUGCCACCUCGACGCCUUCUAUAAGCAGGAUCAGCCCUCUCACGAUCCCGCUCAGCAGCCUCCUUUUGAGACAUUACAGUCUCACAAAAGGAGGCCACCUCCCUCCAGUUUUCUGUAUCUGCCAGCAUAGCCUCUACUACUGCUGGCAGAGACAGGUCUCGCCCGAUCUUGGUAACCAGGACCCGCCGCUCCGAGACCCACGCCGGACACUCUUCGAGCAUGUGCUGUGCGGAAUCCAGGUUACCUCCGCAGUGGUGGCAAUUUGCCGUGGUCUCUCGCCCAAUCUUGUUCAGGUACUCACCGAAGCAGCCAUGUCCGGUCAGUACCUGAGUGAGCCUGAAGGAGAUGCGCUCCUCUCUUUUCAGCCAGGCUUCGAAAUGCGGCAAAAUGGCUUCGACAACGCGCUUGCGUAAGAUCUCUGGCUGUUGUAGCCGCUCACGCCACCGCUCGAGCGCGUGUCGCCUUUCUUGCCGCCUCAGCCUAACGAACGCCGCUCCUGGCACUCUACCACCGCCGUUUUGACGGACGGAACGGAUUUGGUCGUAGACCUUCGCGUCCAUAUCCGCCAGGAUAUCCAACGACGGAAAGCGAGCCAGGAGCGUUGCCGCCUCAAAGGACACCGUUCGGUAUCCUCGUGUGAUACGGAUGGCCAUUUUCCGCUGCAGACGAUAGAUUUUCGUUCUGCAACGUCGGACGCCUGACAGUCGAGCUGACCAAACAGGCGCCCCGUAAAGGACCAUCGAUCGCACGACACCCGCGUAGAGGCGGCGAACUUCUUCUCUUAUGUACUAUGCCUACGCGCCUAGCGAAUACCUAAUAAAAUGUUCGGGCAGUACGUCUCACUCCGCGCUCAGGGUAUCGGUAAAGUUGAUAUGGCCAUGAAAUUCCUGUACUUGUAGGUACUAUAUUUAUUCCGUGGUCAAAAUUAAAUAAAUGAUGAGCUGUCCACUGGUCCGUGAAGUGUGAAUUUUGCCGCCCCCUGAAUUUGCCGCCCGGGGCAUGGGCCCCGGCUUGCCCCCCCCUAGAUCCGGGGCUGUUAGUAAAAGGAAUGAUGACGGGGUAUGAAAAUUAAUAAUCUAUUUAGUCCGCCAGUUAGGUAACGAAAAAAUUUUAGACACGUAUUUUUUUUUUUAUUUUGUCAUAUAAGAUAACAAUACUUAGAUGAAACGAAUCAAAGUUUUGGAGUGGGAGCUAAUGCGUCAUAUCUACGUAUAAAAUGUAUAAAGAAGUGACAUCACACAUGGACAUUAAAAUAAAAAUUAGUCAUCUACCCUAUCUAAGGUUUUCGGAACAAAAUCGUUACUAAGGAAUAGUUGUAAGUUAUCAUUAAAUGUCUCUGAGUUUGGCAUUAAGUGUUUAAAAUAAAACAUUUUUAUUACAAAACAA